AUGUCGGAUACCAAGAACUCUUUCGUAUCGCAGUUGAACAUCUUCAAUAAAGAUAACUACAAGUCAUCGAACUCAACACAUGAAAUCGAGGGCUCUGAUGGCGAGCAACCUUCAGAUGUCGAGGCCGGUCAACAGUUCGUCACCGAACUGGAUCAAGGUGAAAAAAGACUAGGUCUUUUUUCAUGCAUUGGUCUUAUAUGUAACAGAAUGCUGGGUACCGGUGUUUUCGCCGUCUCAUCCACUAUCUACACACAAGCAGGGUCCAUCGGUCUGGCUCUGAUUUUAUGGGCUGUCGGUGCUAUCAUCGCUACUUCAGGUCUAUACGUUUACAUGGAAUUCGGUACCGCCAUCCCGAAAAAUGGCGGUGAAAAAAACUACCUGGAGGCUAUCUUUAAGAAACCAAAAUUUCUAAUUACUUCAAUGUACGCCUCAUACGUUUUCUUCUUGGGUUGGGCUUCCGGUAACUCUGUCAACACUGCUGUCAUGUUCUUGAACGCAGCGGGCACCGAAGCUACCGAAUGGAGACAGAGAGGUUUGGCUAUCGCUGUCAUCUUUUUCGCUUUCCUGAUCAAUGCUAUCUCAGUCAAGACAGGUUUAUAUAUUCAAAACGCACUAGGUAUUUUCAAAGUUGUUAUCGUCAUCUUUAUUUCCAUCACAGGUUGGGUUGCUUUAGGUGGCGGGUUGAAGAAUGGCUACAAGACUGACAAUUUCCACAAUGCAUUCGCCGGUACAGAGAAUGCUACCGCAUACGGUGUUGUCAAUGCUCUAUAUAACGUCAUUUGGUCCUUUGUGGGCUAUUCAAACGUCAACUACGCUUUGGGUGAAGUCAAAAACCCUGUCAGAACUUUGAAGAUCGCAGGUCCAACUUCAAUGGUUUUCGUUUCAAUUAUCUACAUUUUCGUCAACAUCGCUUAUUUCGCUGUCGUUCCAAAGGAAACUUUGAAAUCAUCCAAGUUAGUCUUGGCUGCAGAUUUCUUUGAUAUUGUUUUCGGUGAAAGUGGUAAGAAAGCUGCUUCCGUCAUUGUCGGUUUAAGUGCCUUGGGUAACGUUUUAUCCGUCAUAUUCUCUCAAGGUAGAAUCAUUCAACAAUUGGGUAGAGAAGGUGUCUUGCCUUUCUCCUCUUUCUUCGCUUCUUCAAAGCCAUUUAACUCCCCAAUGGUCGGCUUAUUCCAACAUUUCGUCGUUUGUGUGGUCACUAUCAUUGCCCCACCGGCAGGUGACGCUUACAACUUCAUUUUGAACUUGAUCUCAUACCCAAUGAACAUUGUCAACUUCUGUGUCAGUGCCGGUUUACUACAUAUCUACUGGCAAAGAAGAAAGGGUCUUAUCGAAUGGAACCCACCUAUCAAAGCCGGCGUUUACAUUACAACUUUCUUUGCUCUAUCCAACUUGUAUUUGAUCGUCGCACCAUAUGUCCCCCCUUCAGAAGGUCAAUCUGUUUAUGUCUCCUUACCUUAUUGGAUUCAUUGUGUUAUCGCUUGGUUAGUCUUCGCGAUUGGUGGCAUUUACUACUGUGUAUGGACCCAAAUCUUACCAAGAGUCUUCCACUACAAAUUGGUUACAAAGGAUGUCCUUGGUGAUGAUGGUUUCUGGAAAAUAUCAAUCAUUAAAGUGUACGACAAGGAUGUAUCAGAAAAGGACGAUGACGAAACUUCUGAACAAGCAAGUAAAAUUGGUGAUGACAGUUUAAUCGUUCAAACUGUUUCCCCAGAGAACCUGAAGAGUAAUAAAGAAAGUAUGAGCUCAGGUAUUGAAUAUUAA
Molecule: messenger RNA, 1761 nt
Organism: Tetrapisispora phaffii CBS 4417
Lineage: Eukaryota; Fungi; Ascomycota; Saccharomycetes; Saccharomycetales; Saccharomycetaceae
Gene: MUP1
Product: Mup1p
Exons: 1
Coding region: 1-1761 (586 amino acids)
Biological process (GO): amino acid transmembrane transport
Cellular component (GO): membrane
Molecular function (GO): L-amino acid transmembrane transporter activity
Source: RefSeq, a predicted model, not a curated record